Arachis ipaensis is the source of this 528-nucleotide messenger RNA. The record is from RefSeq and is a predicted model, not a curated record. NCBI's taxonomy places the organism in Eukaryota, Viridiplantae, Streptophyta, Magnoliopsida, Fabales, Fabaceae.
AUGACUUUUAUUCCCAAGGAGUACAGUAGACAACAGGUGAAGAAGCUACAGACUGAUGCUAAGUACUAUAUUUGGGAGGAGCCAUACCUUUUUAGAAGAUGCUCAGAUGGUAUAAUCCAGAGAUGUGUCCCAGAUGAGAAAACACAGCAGAUUCUUUGGUACUGUCAUGGCUUAGAUUAUGGAGGCCACUUUGGUGGUGAAAGGACAGCUACAAAAGUCCUUCAAAGCGGUUUUUACUGGCCGAAUCUCUUACAGGAUUCAAGAGCAUUUGUGAAGAACUGUGACAGGUAUGAAAAAGCUAAGAAUCUCCCUGCCAACCAUGAGAUUCCACAACAGGGGAUCCUUGAGGUGGAGUUAUUUGAUGUGUGGGUUGAGCUGGAGCAUAAAUCUUACUGGGAAAUCAAGUAUCUGAACCUUGACGCUCAGGCUGUAGGAACUAAGAGGAUGAUUCAGUUGAACGAGCUUGAUAAAUUCAGAUAUUCAGCUCAUGAGAAUGCCAAGUUCUACAAGGAAAGAACUAAGAUAUAG